This is a messenger RNA of Gymnodraco acuticeps, 939 nucleotides long. It is a transcript of the gene cdca9, whose product is annotated as cell division cycle associated 9. The record is from RefSeq and is a predicted model, not a curated record. The transcript has 10 exons. Bases 87 to 839 code for a protein of 250 amino acids. Gene Ontology annotation, cellular component: chromosome passenger complex; chromosome, centromeric region; spindle midzone. Gene Ontology annotation, biological process: mitotic sister chromatid segregation. Lineage: Eukaryota; Metazoa; Chordata; Actinopteri; Perciformes; Bathydraconidae.
GAACAUCUUAAUUAACUGUUGUGCUGUAACAGGUGUGUGGAGCGGUUGCAUUCGCAGGCUGAACUCUGAGAGGAUCAGACCACAAGAUGCCUUCGAGGCGGGUAAAGAACCAAGGAUCCGACCCAGCUCAAGUGCGGCAGAGCCGGGAGAUGAGACACCGGAGACUGGCUCUCUUUAUCCAGCAGUUUGAGAAAGAAGCACAAGAGCGUAUGAACGAGUUGGAAGCCAAACUGGAGAACAUGUUGGCCACAGUGGACAAAGUCUUCAAAGUGGAGCUGAUGAAGGUUCCUCUUGCUCUGCAAAAAACACGGAUAGGGGAAUUAUUUAGCGAGGAGGACUUCUCAGCCAGUGACGUGUCAAUUGCCAUGAAGAAUGAGUCCCUAGAGAUUCACCAACCCCUCAGGAGGACCCACAGUAAAAUAGUACAAUCAACUGACUCUGGCUCACCACUCCUGAAGCCCUCAGCCAAGACUUCCAAGGGAGGAAAAGCGACAAAAAAGAGCAAAACAUUAGUUGGAAGUAACAGCACUGGAAAUGUCAGGGGCACCCCAGCCACUGCCAAGAGAACUCAGAGCCUCUUGGUCAAGAACAACGAGCAGACCCGAGCAAUCAAACCGAAACUCAGGUCUGUGGUCUCUGCUGGAGAUCUGCACUGUUCCAUGGCCGGCUCUGCUGCGCACAUCACUGUCACCACAGCACAGGGACAGGCCCUCUCCUUUUCUGAAGAGACGCAGGAUGACAUUGACGUUGACCUGCUGGAUGACGUAGCAUUGUGCCAGUUUCAGAGGCUCACGAAUCUGAUGGACAAUCUGUUGAGGCGAAGGCGCUCCCAGCGAUGAUCAACUGACCAGCUCUAGUUCAACUGUUAAUGUAUUAUGAAAUGAGUCUAACAGUUUGUUUUUAAAUUUUAAUAAAGCUCAUUUUUUUAAUUAUUCUAAA